UUAAGAUCAAGUCGAACCGUACAGGGGUAAGUGUUUAUACUCCGUAUAAGUAAGAUGAUUAAUCAAGGAUAGAAACAAAUAUAUUAACCGUACACAAGUCCCGCCAUGUUGCAGCUCUAACGCCUGGGAAUUUCCCACAUUUUUCCGCCGCAAAUUUUGCGGAUUUUCCGGAACUGCGCUGACGUGACAGGAAGCUGGGAGGACGAGCACAAGUAUUCGAGUGUCAUGUUUCAGGGAGAGGACGGGAAGACGACAGUCCGUAGUUCUCGACUAAUUCUAGACUCCGAGGGUUCAAGUAAUGAAAAUAUCAAAUAUCAGGGAAUGGAUAUAGUUACAAGUUCUAAGGAAAGAAGGAAUCCAUCAAGAACUAAUUCAUUAUCUAGAGACAGACAGUACUAUGGGAGCUGGGAGAAUCUUCUUGAAAACUCUCUUUCGAAAUCAAAUCUUUUUAACAGUCGUAACUAUGGGUCAACUGGCUCCUUGAACAGUUCAUCCGAAUCAGAUUUAGGACCUGCACAAUUCUAUCAGGGAGCUGGUCAUCAUCUUCAGCUACAUGCAGUACAUAACCAGUCUUACCAGACAAACACAACAUUAG
This is a messenger RNA of Eurytemora carolleeae, 595 nucleotides long. RefSeq lists its product as uncharacterized. The transcript has 6 exons. The annotation marks the transcript as partial. Lineage: Eukaryota; Metazoa; Arthropoda; Copepoda; Calanoida; Temoridae. The record is from RefSeq and is a predicted model, not a curated record.